AUGGCUUUCACUUGCGGUACAUGCUGGCAGACGUGGCCGACUUGUAGGUCUCGCGAUCAGCAUGUAGCCGCGAAAUUCCAUGAGGUUCCCGACUUCGAAUGCGACAGUUGCGACCGCUAUUUCCAAAGUCAACAAGCUGUCGAACAGCAUAUGAACGCUCGUGACCACUGGGCUGAUUCAGCCUCUGACGAACCGAAUCACUACUGCGACUACGACUCCUGCUCCGAGGUUUUCCAUGAUGAGGAAGACCUGAGAAACCACGAGAUCGAGAAACAUUUCUAUUGCGACCCAUGCGACCGAGAAUUUCAAGAUUUAAACAGCAUUAAGAUGCAUCGCAAUAGCAAGCAGCAUCGAGGUACAAACAUAUCUUGCCCUUUCUGUCACGGUCCAUACGUGACUACAGGCGGCGUUUUCCAUCAUCUUGAACAGGGUGGAUGUUCAAAAGCUCCCUUGGACCGGAUCAAGGUCUACGAAGCAGUCAAAGGCAAGGACCCAAAUGGUGUGUUGACCGAGCGGUUGCUUAAUUGGUCUGGUUCGAGCAGUUUUGAGGCGACUCACAAGUCCUACAAUGCCCGCGCUCAGGCUUUUGAGUGUUUCCUCUGCGGGAGUCACUUCGAACGCCUCGACUCACUCAACCAGCAUCUUAAUUCCCCUAAGCACCAGCACCAGCAGGAUCUUUACCACUGCCCGAACAGAAGUUGCGGCAAGAAGUUCAGAACCUUGGCUGCCGUUGGUAAUCAUUUAGAGAGUGAAAGCUGCAACUUCAUGCGCUUCGAGGAUGUUCAGGAGACGGCUAAACGGAUUUUCGACCCUGGCCACAUGAUCGCGUUUUAA
This is a messenger RNA of Colletotrichum truncatum, 834 nucleotides long. Its product is annotated as zinc finger protein. The record is from RefSeq and is a predicted model, not a curated record. Lineage: Eukaryota; Fungi; Ascomycota; Sordariomycetes; Glomerellales; Glomerellaceae. Gene Ontology annotation, biological process: regulation of transcription by RNA polymerase II. Gene Ontology annotation, molecular function: RNA polymerase II transcription regulatory region sequence-specific DNA binding; DNA-binding transcription factor activity, RNA polymerase II-specific. Gene Ontology annotation, cellular component: nucleus.